This is a messenger RNA of Medioppia subpectinata, 1428 nucleotides long. NCBI's taxonomy places the organism in Eukaryota, Metazoa, Arthropoda, Arachnida, Sarcoptiformes, Oppiidae. The record is from the annotation of a GenBank genome assembly.
AUGGCACAACAGAUGAAACAUCAGAAGACAUCACUCGAGACCACAGAUGACGGCGAAGACGAAGACACACAACAGCCAAAGAUUUACGCGAAGAACUCUUUGGACAGAUUCGGUGAUGACAUGUGUGGACUACUCUUGUCUUAUCUCACAUUUGAAGAUCGAUUCAGUUUUGAAUGUGUGUCCAAACAGUUCCGGAGGACAGUCUUCGUGAAUGUUGUGGACAUCACUCUUAGCGAUGAAUUAAUGCAGAGAUUACUGAAUGCGAAGAGAAGUGACGUUCAAAUGUUGGCCACAAUUGCCAUAAAGUGUCCAAAUAUUCAAUGCAUUGACUGCCGAGGAAUAAGCGCUGAAUAUGAAGAACACAUUCCGGAAGUGUUGAACACAUUUCGAGGCAAUUGUCAGAAUUUAAAGGAAAUAUAUUGCGAUUUGACGUCAAAGAGUGCGCAAACAAUGCCAUCGUUUGGACCACUGGUCACACGAAUCGGUGAUAUUGACGACUAUAUAGACAAUGAAGCGCUCACUCAUUGCCACCGAUUGUCACAAUUAUGUGUCCAAUCAUUUGCCGACUUCACUGACUAUACAUUUAAUACACUGUUUUGCAAUAAUUUGCAUAAAUUUGUGUUGAGAUCGCAUUCAGACUAUAAUAACCACUUCUGGUCUGCAUUUGUGACACAGAAUCAGUCGCUCCAGUGUUUGGUCUUAGAGUCUUCUUAUUUUGAAGAUUCUGUGUCUGUGACCGAAAUGUGCGGACAAUUGUCACGAUUAUCGCAAUUACGGGAACUGACACUCGGGUUAGGGUUUGAAGUACUGAACGGCCAGAAGUCCGCAGUCGUGAACCAGUGUUUGCGUACAAUUGGUGUGAAUUGUAAACAAUUGAAGCGAUUGUCAUUCCAACUGAUCUCCGAGGACAUCGAACCCGCGCUCCAGAUAUCAUUAGAUUGGUUACGAGUUUAUCGCCAAUUAAAACGAUUACAUAUAACAUCGUAUGCGGCCAUCGAUGACCAGUUGUUGGAUCCGUUGAGACACUGCAAGAGAUUAACGCAUUUAGAGCUCUGUUUAUUGGGUAUAAAACCAAUUGUGUUGAAAGAUAUGCAUCAAAACUGUCCACGACUUCAAUAUCUAUUCAUUGGUAACUUUUCUAACAUCACUCCCGAGUGUUUGUCACACCUCUCAAGACUACCGGCGCUGCAAAUGCUUGUCAUUCACUUCGGUUGUGACGCAGAAUCUGUUGAUCUCUCGGAUAAUGAUUACUCGGAUCUGUUGUCCAGAAGUCCUAAAUUAAAGUGCAUUCAACCCUUCUAUGCCAUACAGAGUCGGCCAGUGGUCAGACCGUUGAGCUCCGGAGGGCUAAACGUGGCUUUGGCUGUAAAGGACCCUUUGGUUCGGACAGAUAUGAGUGCAAUCGUCACUGCAAAAGUAACAGGGUAA